This is a messenger RNA of Saccostrea echinata, 5781 nucleotides long. Its product is annotated as microtubule-associated protein 1A-like. Gene Ontology annotation, biological process: microtubule cytoskeleton organization; regulation of microtubule depolymerization; dendrite development. The transcript is spliced from 4 exons. NCBI's taxonomy places the organism in Eukaryota, Metazoa, Mollusca, Bivalvia, Ostreida, Ostreidae. Gene Ontology annotation, molecular function: microtubule binding; actin binding. The coding region runs from base 42 to 4349 and encodes 1435 amino acids. The record is from RefSeq and is a predicted model, not a curated record. Gene Ontology annotation, cellular component: microtubule associated complex; neuronal cell body; microtubule.
AUUACUUCCUGUUGAGCUCGCACCGGUUUAUAGCAGAAAAGAUGGAGUCUGAGCACGGUUCAGGCGCGAAUAUAGGGAGUGACAGCAAUGGUCCCGGGGGUAAGGGAGCGGCUGUGUUGCUUGUGAUUGGGGAACCGAAUACGGAGGAUCAUAAAACUCUUAUUUUAGGAGAAAUCACGAAAGCUUUCAAGCACUGGGGUUGUACAGAUGUGGAUAUCAAUGAAGAGCUCUCUGGUAUUGCCAACCGAGCAGCGAUCGGAGAGGAAGGCCCAAAUGCUUUAUAUCCCCUUGGACCGCACCAAGAUGGUGCUAGAGAGAGGGUCAUUCGUCACAGAUCUGAGAAUUUUGCAUCGGAAAUAUUGGUAAGCCCACAUUUGCAGACCCUGACAGCAGCAGUGAAGAACUUCUUGGGAAUUGACAUGUCCUAUAAACACCUGAUCUUUGCAGGACAUUUCUUGGAGGGAAGUGGAGCGUGGAUUCUUCAAGAUGAUGUCUUCACAAUCUCAAAGCUCGUCAACAUUCUGAACGAUCCCACUACCAGCAUCAAGAGUGAGAAAAUUUGUGUUCAUAGUCACCAAGAGGGAGAAUGGAAGCAACCUAAUCUACUGAAAAUCAAUAAAUUAAAAGACAAUGGAUUUGCUGUUACAACUACUGAAACGCAGACAAACCAUCAUGGAAUUAUCCAGUUUGCUGCCUACGUGUCAAAUUUUGUCAAAACCAUGACCAUUACAGACCUGAUGAAAUCCACAGACUUGGUAGGAAGUCUGAAGUUUACUAAACCUACCCUGUAUAUAUUCCCAGGUUGUGAAGGAGAUUCAGCUUUGUUUGCCAUGAGGGAAUUUAAUCUCCUCGUCAAUGGGGGCUUCCGAAAAAAAUCGUGUUUUUGGGACUUUGCUCGACAUCUUGAGAAAAUAGAUGCAAUGUUGAUCACACACCUUGGUAUAGACAAUUUAUUUGGUUUGUCCUCUUUACUUCAGAGGAAAGCAUUAGGCCAAGUCCAUUCUGACAUAGGUUAUGUGUACAUGAAUGCAGCAGAUAGACUGUCUUCUGUUAAUGGCAUGAAACACUCUAGCCUGAAAAUCAACAUAGCUGAAGAGGGCUUAGAAAUGGUGGAAGCCUGCAAAAAGGUUGGUCUGACCCCUCACGUGUGUACCAGAGUGAAUUCCAGCCAUCCCCUGGCACCUGUCAAUCUUUAUCAUAAGGUGGGCCAUGGAACAUUGGAUAUGUAUGUUCUUAAUCCUUUGGCAGAUAGUAAGGAGCUAAAAGAAUUCUUACAACAGUGGCAGAAAAAUGGCACAGAGUUUGGACACUCUCAAGGCAUACCACUGCCAAAUCUUGUCUCCAUCUGUGCUCUCUUGGUCUGGAAACCAGCUGAUCCAAAUGAGAAAAUCAACAGAAUUCUGUUUCCUGGAAAUGCACCUCAGCAUAAGAUUGCAGAGGGCUUAGAAAAACUUAAACAUUUGGACUUUUUGAAACAUCCUACUUGUAGUGCAAAAGAUUUAAUUUCUAAAGGAGCUGUGAAGAAGCCAGCAUCUGCAAGACCUCCCUCUGGUAAACCUGCUGUAGGUAGACCUUCUCUUGAGACUGGAAAACCUCCAUCCAAACCUCAGAAUAACACUAAAACUGCACCACCUAAAUCUUUAAAUGACAGCAGAACAGCCAAACCAGGCAGUGAACGUAAAACACCUCCCAAGUCUGCCAGUGAUACAAAGGUUUCCAGUAAGGCUGAACCAGCUAAAGCUGAUAAAAAAGAUACACAUGCCCAGCGCUCAAAGUCAGACCUCAAUAAAUCUGUGGACAAGCCUAAAACUAAGACUGUAGGAUCAGAGGCUAAAGAAUCUCCUAAACAUGCUGCUUCUAAAACAUCCAAAGUAGACCCCAAGAAAACUUCCAAGCCUACAGAAGAGAAGCCAGCUACCAAAGGAACACCUUCAAAAUCUACCCCCAAAAAGGAUGCUAAACCCAUUGCAGAAUCAACACCAAAGAAGGCUUCCCCAGUGAAAGAAGCCAAGCAGAAGGUAGACAAUAAACCAGAGGCAGUUUCUACUGCACCUGAAAUACCUACAGAGGCAGAUGUUGCACCAGAGCCCCAGUUCAGGGCUGAACCUGAAAUUGCACCAGAACAAAUGAAACAAGACUCAGAACAAGAUCUGUUACCCCAAGUCCCAAAAGAACCAGAAGAGCAAGUUAGCACAGGAAGUUUGUUAGACUUUGAUCCAUUUGCCAGUAUUCCACAACAAAAUUUUCAAAAAGAAGUUCCAGUACAGCAGAAUUUGAUGGAUGAUCCAUUUGCCAUGGAUCAGAGUAAAGAAGACAAUUUUCAAGAUGAUCAAGAUUUAAUUCAGCCAGCUUCACUGCCAGAUCCAGUUGCAUACUCCCCACAAGAGCCAGAUGUAAUACCAGACUCAUUUCCUAAAGAUAUGAUUAGUUCUUUCAUUCAACCAGAACCAGACUUGAUAGGAGAGCCAGAUGUUGUUCCAUCCAGCCAAGCUGACAAGUCUGCAGUUUCUAGUCCAGAUACUGACUCCAAGGAAAGUGCUGUGCCUGUUGAAGAAAGCCCUGUAGAGGAGCCUGUUGUUGAAGAAAGCCCUGUAGAGGAGCCUGUUGUUGAAGAAAGCCAUGCAGAGGAGCCUCUUGCUGAAGAAUCUCUGAAGGAAGGUAAAGAAAUUCAGUCACCAACCAACUUGUCAGAUGAUGUGAGUGUAUCAGAAACAGAAAGACUGUCAGAUAGAGAACUUGUGUCCCCAGUAGAGCCAGCAGCUACUACAAUGGAUGCUUUGGACGAAGAGGUUGCUGAGGUGGAAGAUGGAGAGGAGUCCCCAGAUGAGGUGGAUAGUCAGGGUGAUUCUGCAGAAAUCACUGCUGAUCCUGACAGCCAGGGAAGCCAAGAGGAUUCCAAAGUCCUGGACAAAGAGGAGGAUGUCUCUCCUUUUGCAUUUGAAAAUAAAGGCUUCACAGAUCUCUCACAAAACCAAGAUGAGGGAGUUGAGGAAAUGUCAGAACAAACAAAUACACCUGAGGAGGAGAAGUUUGAGGUUCAAGAAGCUGCCGAGCAGAUGGAAGACAAAGAAACUGAACAGGAGGGAGAAUCUCAUGCUGAUCCCCAAGAGCUUGCAGGAGAGAAUCAGUCCAUCACAGAUCCAGCUGGUAUUAUAUUUGAUGAUGGAUUUCAUGAGAGUGAGAAUAACAUACAGAGGGAAAUUAAUUAUCAAGCCAAUGGUGCACCACUAGAUAGCAUCCGUGAAGAAGAGGACUUGGGGCAUGGAAAAACUGCUGAACAUAGGGAAGGAGGUCUUAAUCCAUUUAAUGGUUUAGAUCAGGCUCAGAUAAAUCAAGCACCGAGAGACCAGAGUCCAUUUGAUUCAGAUGAUCCGUUUCAUGGACAGCUUAGUAUGGGAUACCAGCCAGCAAAGGAUCCAGUUAAUCUAAGGCAGAUUCCUUGCCAGGAAGGGUAUGAAUUUGAUCCAGAUGGAGGAGAAGAGGAUACCAGACCUGACAGUGAUGAGGAAGAUAUGCAAAAUCAAGAACAGGAAUUUAAUCCAGAUACAGAGUGGGGGAAACCAAUGGGUCUACCUUCUCCACCACCUCCAGAGGAGAAGAAAGACAGUGGUGAAUCCAAGAAUGAAAAAGUUGCCAAUGGUAAAGGCCAUGUCAAUGGAAAACAACCCAAACCAGCCCACUCUAGCAAAGAACCAUCCAAGAGCACUAGCACAGUCGCAACAAACAAAGAAAAGUCAUCUGUAAGUAAAUCAAAGACAGUGACGGAAAAGAAAGGGGGGCUUAACACCACAAGAACAGAGACAUCUCGUUCAGAGAAGCUCAACACCUCCCGUACAGAGGUAUCUUCCAUGACCACUUCCAGAACUCGGCCAGCUAGUGCUGCAGUAGGAGAACCAAAAAGUAAACCUACUCCCAGGAGACCUGCCACUGCCACUGGAGGAACCCGAGUCUCACCAACUGCCACUAAGAUGCCACCCAUGCCAGCAAUGCAUGCCUAUUACAUGGAUCUGGCCUACAUCCCCAACCAUGGCAAUCCUGCCACUUGUGAUGUGGAAUUUUUCAAGAGAGUCCGAGCAAAGUAUUAUGUGUACAGUUCCAUGAAUCCUAACACUCAUACCCUAAAUGCCCUGUUAGAUGCCAAGGCAACUUGGCAGGAGCCCGAAUUACAAGUUACACUGAUACCAACGUAUGACACAGAUGUCCUCAGACAGUGGAUGGUGGAAAAACAAGAAAAGCUAACAGAACUGAAAGUGGAGGUGGCACCGUCUGCCAGUCGGUGUACUGUACAGCUCCAGGAACAUGAGACUUGCUGUCUGGCCUACAGACUGGAACUGAGCAGCCAAGCAUGAAAACGGCUACAUCCACAGAUGUGUAUCAAAUGAAAAAAGUGCAAGCUUUGUUAGUUGACUAUGUGCCUCAAUUCUCUUUGUGAUUGUGGAGUUUCAAUUGAACAUAAAAUGUUCUUUGUCGAUACAAGUUAGUUGAUGUGUUUGUUCCUUGUGCUUGCUUUGUUGGCCUAUCAUAUCUUUUGCACCAUAAAAGUGAAGCUGUGUGUAGUUCAGAUAAAGAACAAAUUACCUGGUAUGGAUUUUCCUUGUGUAAAAUUGUGUAUGUUGGUGAUUUUUGUGUUGUGAUGACAACUUUUACUUUAUAAAGGUAUGGGUCCAUGUCAUUAGUUUGAUAUUCUAUAACAGAUGCAUCAUGAGUUGUAUUUUUUCCCUUAAGCAAUAGUCAUCAGAUCUUGAUUCCAACUUUGUUCACUAAUGAAAGUACUUUUGAAGGAAAGAAUAGUCAGUCUUUUUUUUUCCCAUAAAAUAGAGGGAUUUUUUUUAAAAAUUAUUAUCAUUUACAAUUAGUAUAUAAAACGUUUUGUCAGAUUCAAAAAUGUAGAAAGCUAUCUCUGGCUUGUUUACCAUUAUGUAUAUCAAUUUAUGUUUCUUUUGUGUAAAUGAAACAUGCACAUUCUGUAUGUAUUAGAAGUGAAUGUGACUAAAUAUUCUUAAUGAUGGUUUCUCUGCAUUUGCUGAAAACGUUCUACACAGAUGAACACGUGAUUUCUGGUAAUUGAAAAUUAUAGCAUCUGAAUGUUGUAUAUGUCAUGCAGCAUGUAUCAAAUGAAGUGUAAAGCUCAUCUUCACCUUACCUGCUGGCUUUAUUAUGUAUUUGUUGUAAUGUGAAGAGAGAGGUGUAAAAGCCAUUAUUUGUUGAUUUACUUAAAAAUUGUGUAAAUAAUGGAAUUUAAAAAAGCAAGGAAGUGAGUACUUAUUAAUCUAGUCAAGGAAGUAUUUAAAGUAAUCGGAGUUGGUGGUGCUUGUACUGCGAAGUUUCAGUUUUUAGGCAUUUAUUAUAGAACUUGGAAUUUUCCAUACAAUGACUCGUGGAGAAUGGUAGAUUUCAAUUGGAAUUCAGAUUUGUGACCAAGUUGUAUUAUUUCAGGGCAUGAUUAUAUGAAAUCUGCCCUUGAGGAAUUUAUGAGACAGUGCUCGAGUUUAAAUUUCAUAGUUUAAAGCAUUUAAUUAAACAGUACUUGGAACAUUAAACAGAGGUGGAAAAUACACCGCAGUUCUGUCGGAAAACUUUAUACAUGUAUCAUAAAAUUCAUUUUUGCAAAUGUUGUGAGUGCUAACAUCAUUUUUUUAAAUAUAUUUUAUAACUUUUUUGUACGCAUAUAAAUAUUAAUUAUAUUUGUCAAUUAUUUUCAUUCCUUAACCAUUUUUUGUGCCAACAUGUCACUGUUAGUGUGCAUUAAUUGAUAAAAAGCAAAUAAAUCUGGCCUAUAAA